Monodelphis domestica (gray short-tailed opossum) is the source of this 1394-nucleotide messenger RNA. RefSeq names its product short-chain dehydrogenase/reductase family 16C member 6-like. Gene Ontology annotation, cellular component: lipid droplet. The record is from RefSeq and is a predicted model, not a curated record. NCBI's taxonomy places the organism in Eukaryota, Metazoa, Chordata, Mammalia, Didelphimorphia, Didelphidae. Gene Ontology annotation, molecular function: oxidoreductase activity, acting on the CH-OH group of donors, NAD or NADP as acceptor.
UAUGCUUCUCCUGGUACAUGCCACAGAAGCCUAAUAGCUGCCUAGUGAAUUGAGUUUUCCUACAGUUUCCCAAAAUUUUUUAAGGAGGGACCAGCUAAUAGAGGCCAUCGUGCAAAAAUCCUGGAUUUCACUGAGUGACAUUUCAUCACACCAAAAAGAGAUACAGGAAACACCCUUCUUCAAACAACUGACAUGGAAGUCUUCAAAGAUACAAGCAUAUUUUUGGGGAAAUUCAUCUAUUACUUUCUAGAGUCUCUAAUCUUCCAUAUGGUUCCAAGACCUAAAAAGAAAGUUGCUGGUGAAAUUGUGCUAAUAACAGGAGCUGGAAGUGGCCUGGGAAGGUUACUGACCAUAGAUUUUGCCCGUCAGGGAGCAAUUGUAGUUCUCUGGGACAUUAAUCAAGAAGGUCUCUCUGAAACAUGUAGGCUGGCUAGGAAAUACAAUCCAAAUGGAGUGCAUGCCUACACAUGUGACUGCAGCAAAAGACUUGAAAUCUACAGAGUCGCAGAGCAGGUCAAAAAAGAAGUUGGUGAUGUUACCAUUCUCAUCAACAAUGCUGGAAUUGUAACAGGAAAAUUAUUCCUUGAGACUUCAGAUGAGCAUAUUGAAAAAUCUUUUCUUAUAAACUCCUUUGCUCAUAUCUGGACUUACAAAGCCUUUCUUCCUGCCAUGAUGGCUGCCAACCAUGGUCACUUGGUCUGUAUUUCAAGCUUAGCUGGAUUAGUUGGCAUGAAUAAACUAGGGGAUUAUUGUGCAAGUAAAUUUGCAUCAUUUGGAUUUGCAGAGUCCAUUUAUUUUGAAUUGAGGGAUCUAAAGAAACAUGGAAUUAAAACCACGAUUGUCUGCCCAUAUUUCAUCAAAACUGGAAUGUUCAGUGGUUGUACAACCAAAUUUCCAGCUUUAUUUCCCCUUCUGGAGCCUGAAUAUAUAGCUCAUAAAAUCAUGAAAGCCAUCCUGGAGGAGCAGGUUUACCUGAUUACCCCUAAACUAGCAUACUUGACAUUGGCUUUGAAACAAGUGAUAUCUUCAAAAAUGGCUCUGGCCCUUGGUGAUUUCCUGGGAGUUUUCGAUAAUUUGAAAAAUUUCCAAGGUAGAAUGGAGACAGAUAAAGUCCAGACUGUAGCAAAGAUACACCAAUAACUUAAAAUGGAAAUGUAACAACGUGAGGAAUACAGCAUCAAGGAGAAUGACACUCUUUCAGAGAAUCACUGGUGAUUCUGAAUGUGCCAACUUUAUACCUAGUUUUUCUCUGUUCAUUUUCCUAGGCAUUCAGAGUUUCAUUUUAAUUCUUAUUGAUUCCCAUGCUGUAGCCUAACUACUUUAGGUAUUCUAAUCAUCUUGGUGGAUGGUGUGAAAAUCUAAAAAAUUAAAUUAAAUUAAAAUCUUUAAUUAUC